AGCCCAUUGGGCAACCGUGCGAACCCUAGCCCCAAUCCACAGUCCCCACGCCCCUCACUCCUCCCUCCCUCGUCCGCCGCCGCGCUCCCUCCCUCCUCCCUCCUCUUCCUCCUCCUCCCUCGUCUCCACGGCCUCUGCCCUAGGAGCCCCACUGCCGACUGCUACUCCACCACCACGCCCCUUCCUCCUCCUCGCCUUCCCAUCGCUCGUGCACAGGUCGCCGCUGUGGCAGAUCAGGGACAGUGCUGGGUCGUCAAGAUGGGGUGGUUACAAAGGCUUCCCAGCCCAACGGCGCCGUCAUGGGAGGAGGCUCACCAUCGAAGAGUAGCCGCAGGUGCACAACAUCCAAAGAGGUGCAGCCGGGAGGAGGUGAGGAUAAGUCGCUUGAUUGACAAGAGCAGAGCAGCGGAUUGGAUCGAGGGGGCCUGCAUGUCCACGCCGCCUAGAGUCACCCUGACUGCCGUCUCAAGCCGCAACCGCGAGUCAACUGCACCGCUGCCGCCAGGAAUCCCGUCCCCAGCAAGGGAAGUUCAAUGACAUAAAGACACAGGAGAUAUUCAGUUAUGUUGAUUGGGGAAAUUAAUGAUCAUUCAGUCAACAAAUGGGGCAGUAUUCUGAUCUUAUUUCAUCUCAUGCAUUGAUUAUUUAUUGUCUUCUUUGCAUACAUAUUUUAUUAAUUAUUCAUAUAUACUUGUUGUAUCUUUGUACUGCUGUUUUUACAAGCCGUAUCCUAUGUGCUUGUUUCCAUAUCGUCGUAUCUGUGUUGUUAUAUGGUGCUUCAUAGCAAAAACUUAUACUUACUAAAGAAAGUGUUCCUUUUCUUGGUCCCAUUGCUCCAUAAGCAUGAUCACGUUUCUACUAAUUGAUUAUACAUAUGAUCUUUCUUUUGAUUAUUUUGUGAUACUUCUGAUUGACACUAUGAGGUGCUUCCUUGUCAUGCAGAUUCAUCCUUUACUUAAAUACUGAUGAUGAUAUGGUUGUAAAUUAGUCUGGUAUGUGCCAAUAGUUGUCUCCCCCAGAAGAUUUUUUUUGUCAGAAUAGCUUACCUAAAGAGUUGGUUUGCCUAGAUGCAUCAUUUACUUAUACACUGAUGAUAUUGCUGUAGCUAAACAAAUGGGUGAAAAACCACAUCAACCCAGCUAUAAGAAUGCAAUCUUAUGAUUCAUGCUCACCUAUGGUUGGUUGCUAUAUUGUACAUUCUUUUGACGAAACUAUAUUGUACAUUUAAUAACCUGACUUCUUCCAUGAGAUAGCACUACUUAGAGGUUUAACUGAGUGAGAUUGGGUUUAGGGACAAGAAGAGGAACCAUGGGCGGGUGCUCUUGCGACUCUCGGCUGGUUCCAAGAUUGUGCUUGAUCGAUUUAUCUGUCUGUGCAGGGAUGGCAAGGCAGCUUGAAGGUGGUCACGGCCAUCUCGCAGAGAUGGUGCAAGCUGUCAAGAAUCACGGUGCUGGGGCACUGCACUUCACCGCCGGGUGCAAGAUGGUGGAAGUGUGCGAGUACCUGUUGAGGAUGUCCAGGUGGACGUGGAUGUCGUUGACCAAGCAGGGUUGUUUUGCUGUCCCAAAGGCACACGGGAGUCUGCGGGAAAAAAACUGGCGACGUUUUCUCUUGGAUAUUCAGAAAAUGGAGACACUCGGCGAUCUGGCUCUGCUGCAGCUAUGUAGCCAUCUGCCCAACCAAGUACAAGGGAUGGCAAGGCAGCUUGAAGGUGGUCACGACCAUCUCGCAGAGAUGGUGCAAGCUGCCAAGAAUCACGGUGCCAGGGCACUGCACUUCACCGCCGGGUGCAAGAUGGUGGAAGUGUAUUUUAAGCUUGGUGUAUAAACAUACAUGUCACUCACUGUAUGUAACUUUCAGUGCAAGAUUAAAAUAGGGGAUACAUCAUUAUGGAAGAUUUUGCCUAUUCUCUAAGAUGGAUGAUGAUGAGCGGUGGAACCGAAAAUUCAGAGCUGGGCUUUACACACUUCAGUGGACUGGAAUGCAGGAGUAGCAUGACAACACCAAGGUAGAGACCUGAAGAGAAGAAGGGAAUGGACCAAGGAAACUAGAACCGUGUUGUCAUGAUGUGGGUCGUGUCGUCUUCGUCCAUCUCCAUGGAGGCAUAUAUACAUAGGUUAGUCAUAGGAAAGGAGACCGUCUCCAUGGAACUCUGACUGAUGUGUAAUGUCCUCAUAGGACUGGACCGUUUACAGAGGGAGUACUUGAAAAUAGAUUCUUUAUAUAUUGUUUGGUUCCAUCAGCCGCAUAACCUAAAUUAGCAAUUUGGUAUCUGAACAGUGUAGUGUAACCAUUGUGAUUGCUGCAGUCUUACUUUAGUGUUGAAA
Molecule: messenger RNA, 2327 nt
Organism: Triticum aestivum (bread wheat)
Lineage: Eukaryota; Viridiplantae; Streptophyta; Magnoliopsida; Poales; Poaceae
Exons: 8
Coding region: 1309-1827 (172 amino acids)
Source: RefSeq, a predicted model, not a curated record